Fusarium sp. VM40 is the source of this 1602-nucleotide messenger RNA. NCBI's taxonomy places the organism in Eukaryota, Fungi, Ascomycota, Sordariomycetes, Hypocreales, Nectriaceae. The record is from the annotation of a GenBank genome assembly.
AUGGCUCUUGACGAGAAAGCGGGCAGUGAUGUGCCCCAAGACACGCAGACCACAGCGUCUCAUGUCGACUCCCCUGCACAAACAGCCACCGCAGAGAAGAACGAUGUAAAAGACCUCGAUACUAAAUCUGCCAUUGAGAAAGAACUGGCCUUGGUGGAGGAGGGCUAUCUCAAGAAUGUUGGGCACCUUCCCAGCGCAGAGGAGCAGAUCGACGCUCUGGGCAUUCCCAAUUGGCGCGAGCUGGAGAAGAAGAUCGUCAGACGUCUGGACAUGACUCUCAUGCCCUGUGUGUGGUGUCUUUACUUCUUCAACUACCUCGACAGAGCAUCCAUCGGACAUGCGAGGUUGAGUUCUUUUGACGCGGACCUGAAUCUUACAGGAUCCAACUUUUCAUCCGCUGUUUCCAUUCUCUCUCUCGGUUAUGUCCUUGGCCAGCUCCCCAGUAACAUGCUGAUCACCAAAGUCCGACCCAGUCUUUACCUUUGUCUCAUGGCUAUUGUCUGGUCUGGUGUUAGCGUUGCCACCGUUGGUGUAACGUCUUACUCGGGACUGAUGGGUGUGCGAUUCGCACUUGGUCUCGUUGAAGCGCCUCUUCUCCCUGGAGCCAUCUAUCUUCUCGGCUGCUGGUAUACUAGAAAAGAAGUUGCUUUUCGCAUGGCCAUUCUAUACUCUGCGCAAACAAUUGCAUUCUGCUCUGCUGGUCUUAUCGCCGCAGCUAUCUACGCUACCUUGGAGACCGUUCACGGUCUUGCUGGCUGGCAGUGGCUCUUCAUCAUUCUCGCUACCGCUGGCGCUGGCUCUGCCAUGAUCUGCAUCUGGUUCAUCCCUGACUACCCCGACUCGACGACCGGUAGUGCUAUGUGGACCAUGACCGAGGAUAUGCGCAAGGUAGCUUUCGCACGUGUGGCUGCUGAUCGACCCUCUACCUCGGAGGCCAAGACUGGCGCUUGGGAGGGAUUGAAGCUCAGUGUUCGCGAUCCUAAGCUUUACAUCCUGACUCUCAUGAACAUUACCAUCUCUGCCGCCUAUGGAUUCUCCAACUUUUACCCCUCAAUUGUUCGCGGUCUAGCUGCAGACUGGGGUUACAGUCCCGUCAUCGCCCUUGUGCUUACCGCACCACCAUACAUCUUUGCUGCCAUUGGAUCUUACGUCAAUGCAUGGCACUCUGACAAGGUCAAGGAGCGUGGUCUGCAUUAUGCCAUUCCAGUUGCGGUUGCUUGCUGUGGCUUCAUUGUCUGUUUGGCAACUACCAAUGCCCAAGCUCGUUACGGCGCCUCCUUCAUCUAUGUCGGCGGCAUGUACAUUGCGAACCCUCUCAUCAUGGGAUAUGUCACUGGCGCGCUUGCAAAGACUCCUGAAAAGCGAGCUGUAUCCGUUGCCCUGUGCAAUCUGUUGUCGCAAAUCGGAAACUUCACUGCUCCUUUUAUGUUCGUCACUAAAGAAGAGCCUCGCUACAUCAGCGCUUUCAUUGGUAUGAUGGCCUUCGGCCUGGCAUCUAGUGCCUGCGCUAUCAUCAUGAAGGUCUGGCUCCUUCGUUCUAACAAGCGUCUCCUACGUGAGGCACAGCGUAAUGGCACAGUCUAUCAGCCAUACGUGUCAUAA